AUGGUUGUGGGAGCCACUAUUAAUUCUUCAUAUCUCUGGAGGAAUUGCAAGGUAUUAAGGCUCACGAAGAACCUGAGACUACAGAGCUUAGCUUCAAACAAAGAUAGACAAACUGUUGAUUGGUUCUCAAGAUGGAUUGCAGACAGAGAUGGGAUUACAGGGUUUGUAAACAACGGUUUGUUUGAAAUCGAUAUUCUACCAAGGUUUAUGUUGAAGUGUGGCACUAAUCCAAUUGCAACUAUAGUUGAAAGCAUCUUCCCAACCGCGAAUUAUGGAAUGCUAGAAGAGUCGCACCUAGAAGGACGAGCAAUACUCUCACCCACUUUAGAUGUUGUUGAUCAGAUUAAUCAGUAUAUGUGUGACAUGAACACUGCUGAAGGUCGGACGUAUUUAAGCUGUGACUCUUUGUGUAAGGCAGAAUCAGAUGAUGAUAAUCUCUCACAAGUACACACUCCUGAAUUUUUAAAUGGCUUGAGAUUGUCUGGACUUCCUAAUCAUUCAUUGACAAUAAAGGUUGGGGCACCUGUUAUGUUACUGCGGAACAUAGAACACUCUCUUGGUCUUUGUAACGUUCAAGUUCCAACGUAA
Messenger RNA from Ipomoea nil (Japanese morning glory), 588 nucleotides. RefSeq lists its product as uncharacterized. The coding region runs from base 1 to 588 and encodes 195 amino acids. The transcript is spliced from 2 exons. The record is from RefSeq and is a predicted model, not a curated record. Gene Ontology annotation, molecular function: DNA helicase activity. Lineage: Eukaryota; Viridiplantae; Streptophyta; Magnoliopsida; Solanales; Convolvulaceae. Gene Ontology annotation, biological process: telomere maintenance; DNA repair.